AGUUGUGAUGGAAAGAAGGAGAGACGGGAGUCAGUUAGUGAAAUAUUCACCAUGAGUAACGUCCGGAAGGUCUGCAUGUUCAUCUCGCUCGCUUUAUUCAUCACUAAUGAAGCUGUCACAGUGCGGAGAGUGUUUGUGCCCAAAGAGCACUUCCUGUUGCUGUCGUGUGACGGCCAAUCAGACGUAGAGUGGAGACAUGGAGGUACGGGUCUGAUGAAUGUGAACAGCACAAAGCAGAAAUUCUUUUCAGACGGGAUGCUGUACAUCAGUGACAUAGAAACGAGAGACUCGGGCCUGUACUACUGCAACAGCCGACUCAUAGCACACGUCACCGUACUCACAGGUUAUGAUGCUGUUGUGUGUGAAGGUGGAACUCUGUAUCUGCGUUGUACGUUGCCUAAACAGCGCUGGGCUUUUAAACACACCGCCGAAUCGAAGAAAGAGUUCAUCUCUACACGCUUCAAGAACGGAACAGUCUUAAAGGAACGGCCGGAUCCAGACUCACGCUUCACACACACUUCAAACCAUCUACAGAUCCUCAACAUACAGUGGCUCGACUCAGGGACGUACUUCUGCAGCGGCAAAGACAUCGCUGCUGUUACUGUCACAUCAGAGAGCAACACACAAUGGUGUCCUACUGCAGAAACAACAGAAUCGGGAAAUAACAUUCCUCAGAAGUCUGGAAAUGUGGUGCUGGUUGCCGUCCUCGCUCUGUGUGUGUUAGCUGUGGUUACAGUCGUUCUGCUGUCGGUGAUCAUGUGUCUGAAGUUCAGCAGCAGAAAAAAAACUACAGCCUCCAAUCCAGAGGAAAGUGUGCAGCGUCUGCAGAAGACCCACAGUACCGGUGCUGAUGCAGUGACGCUUCAGUCAGCAGAUCGAUUGAGGAGCUAUAAUGAUGAGAUCCACUAUGCGUCACUGGGGAAGCAGAACUGGAGAGCUCGAGGCUGGAAUCAGCAAAGCAGGCAGCAAGUCAUUUACUCCACACUGCUGCUGACCCCUAAACACACACCUACACACACACCAUAGAACACACACACACACACACACACACACACCUACACACACACCAUAGAACACACACACACCAUAACACACACACACCAUAACACACACCAUAGAGCACACACACACACACACCUACACACACACCAUAGAACACACACAC
Pangasianodon hypophthalmus (striped catfish) is the source of this 1165-nucleotide messenger RNA. RefSeq lists its product as uncharacterized. Bases 52 to 1026 code for a protein of 324 amino acids. The transcript has 9 exons. The record is from RefSeq and is a predicted model, not a curated record. NCBI's taxonomy places the organism in Eukaryota, Metazoa, Chordata, Actinopteri, Siluriformes, Pangasiidae.